GUAGCCCUAAUGCGUGCACUUGUAGAAUGAGAUUGCAGGCGCAGGCGCCCCUCAUCCGAGUGUAUCGCGUAUUGGACGUCGCAAGCGCUCUUCAUCUGCAAAUUUUUUUGGCUCUUCAUAUCCGAGUGUAUCGAAAUUUCAUCGAUUCGAAGCAAUUUUCGAGGAGACUAUGCAGACCUACGAUUUAGGCGGCUACGGAAACGUUAAAAAGACUCUUUAGACGGCGUCUUCUGAGUUCUAACUUCCGACCUUGGUGGUGGCUGAUUGGCUGGCUUGCAGGCUGCAAGGCGGCAACUUGCUAUUGCAGAACAGUAGAAGCUCACUAUCUGAGAAUUGAGAAGCGAGGGCCGCAGAGGAUAGCUAAUUAGCUACAGCAAGUUGGCCACUCUUGUUUCACAGAAUUACAGUUUCAGGAGUCCGGACCCAAGUGCUUUUACAUUAAAAAAAUCAGCCCUUUCAGUGAAUCAAGUCGGUCUACAAAUCUAGAAAUCUACAAUCACUAGCUCUCCAAAGCUUAGACUUCAGGAUCGACGGUUGACAGCAUGGGAGACUGGGCUGCACUCCCCGAUGAUAUCCUAGUGAUAAUUCUACAAUUGAUUGUUAUCGGGAAAGAUCAUUGCAGCUUUGGGUGCGUUUGUAGAUCUUGGAGAAGGGCAGCACUAUUGUUUCUCAGCAUCUUCGUCCCAAAGGGUGCUCCUUGUCUGAUUGUUCCCGACAAAAACACUAGCUGCUCAUCAAUCCCCGACCAACACAGACGGCUUCUUCUAGCAUUUCAGAUCGGAAAGGACAUUGCUGAAAUAGAAGGCUUUUUGCCUCAAAUCAGAAUUCCCCCCAGAGACAUCUGUCUUGGAUCUUACCAGGGAUGGCUUGUCAUGAUAUCCAAAUACGUGAAGAUCUACAUAUGGAAUCCUUUUUCGUGCACUUCCAUAGACCUGUUAAUGUGUAAGUACUACAGAUUGAGUGGUCUUCAGCUCUGCAUGCUUAGUCUUUAUGAAAAGGAGAUCAAGUUGGCUGUGCUUGAUAUGUAUAUCAGCAAAGCGAUCUUGUCAACAGUUCCUACAGCCCCAAAUUGCUUUAUCUUUAUUAUUUAUGGGUACAAGAACUUUGCUUUUUGCAAUGUAUCCGACAAAGUCUGGAGAUACAUGGUUCGGCCUCAGAGUAAGCAUGAUCCGACAACUACCCCACAAUCUUACACGGACGCAAUCUAUUUCAAGGGACAGUUCUACAUUGUCUCAGCAAGCGGGGAAAUAUUUUCUUGCGACGUUACUGCUUCUCGACCAGGACUGAUUAGUGUUUAUGGUCCGCCACCAAAGACACUUUCUGCCCAUCAAUGGUAUCUUGUGGAAUGCAGGGGGGAACUAUAUAGAGUCAUGCAACAACUCAUGCGAUGUAGGUUUGCUGCAGGAAAAGAUGAUGAUGCUUGUAUUGGUAUUGAUAACCAAGAUCUACAUCAGGCUCUUGAUGAACAUUUUCGUGGAGAGUCAUAUGGGUGCAACGGAUUUGAAGUGCAUAAGCUGAUGAGUGAUACGGUUGGUUGGAUACAAGUGCGUAAUUUUGAAGGCGAUGCAGUUUUUUUGGGUAGGAAUCAGUCUUUUUCCCUCUCAAACCCCGGUGAUUAUGGCUACAAGCCAAACCGGAUCUAUUUCACCGAUCAUAGAUCUAUAAAUAAUGACAUGGGCGUGUUCAACCCGGAGGAUGGUACCAUGGAGUCGCCACUUUACAAGACAAAUUCAAGGUUUAUAGUGCCACCUGCUAUUUGGAUGACACCUAACACAUGAUAAUAGAGCCCAUUUGAUCCACCCCUGACACCGACCACGCCGCCUCACACCGCAUCGGUCUAGUAACACCUCUGCCACUCAUCCAGCCACAUCGCGCCUCCGUCUAACACCGUCUUUGCCCAACAAUGUUGCUGCCUAACGGCGCCACCGCCUGCGCUUAUAAGCAACGCCGCUGCAUCCAAUAUUUCCUCUCCUCUCACUUCAAAUAAACAUGGUUUGUUUACAAACCCUUCACCAGGAAUGAUAUUGAAAGCAUUAUUAUAUCCUUUCUUUGAUGACACACUUGAUGCAUCAAAGUUUGGAUGCAGCAGUUGCAUUUGUGCCCUCUAUUUUCAUAUUGCAUUGAUGGGAGCUUAUUUUGGACAGUUUGACAUAGGUUUAAUUUUACAUGUGUCAACCAUAUGCCAAGGUCCAGUGAGGCAUCACACAGAUGUGCAACUUUCUCCAAAAUACAGCACUGUAACAUGCCAUCACCCUAGAUCUCGCCCAACAUGCAGCCACAACAGCGCCUUUAGUGGGUUGACCUGAUUAGUUCAGGUUGUUUUGCGUUGCCUAUACAUCAACGGAUGAGAUAGUACAUGCAGUUGAACUAUCAUGUGAAGCAAAAUGGCAGAGUUCAGAUAUUUAUCGACAUGUGAAUGGAAAUGGUAAAAACGAGAACAUUAUUAUAGGAGUGACAUAUAUUAAUAGGAAUAUGUAUAUGGCUGGUGUUCCUUAUCCUAAUAUAAUACGCACCUCUGGCGAAACUCAAUUGAGUAAUUUUCUACUAUGGUAGAGUUCAAAAUGCCUUCUUUACUCUCCAGAAUCUCUUUGGCUAGAGAUGGGUUUCCGGCAUUUAGAUUGGGCAAUUUUGAAUAUCCAAAGAUAUGUUGUCUACCUUAAAGGGGCAAAAGAGAAAAAAAAACAUGAUUCUGCUGAGGGUAGCUUUAUCAUUUUGGGGUUAUAGUCAUCUUUGUGAAUUGAUCGGCCUUCUUUCUUAUUCUUAAAAACUCCUUUGGGCUAUCCACUUGAAAAGAAAAGAUAAAUUGUGGAUAAAGUGGGUUAGUUCUUACCAGAAAUUUUAAAGAGCACGUCGCGUGCUCCUUAUUGAGCACGUAAUACGGCUGACGCCUC
Molecule: messenger RNA, 2891 nt
Organism: Cuscuta epithymum
Lineage: Eukaryota; Viridiplantae; Streptophyta; Magnoliopsida; Solanales; Convolvulaceae
Source: the annotation of a GenBank genome assembly